GGUGGUCAAGGCGUAUUUAACAAGGUGUUAAAUAGACCUUGAAGGUGGUUUUGGAGCGACAGCUUAUUUUUUCGCCGUAAAAAGCAUUACGUCAAAAUCAUUUGUUUGUUGAAAUUCAUACCAAUGACAUGUCGGCAGAACAAAAAAAUUACAAUAACAAAUUAUACGCACAUUGACAAUCAGUACAAAAUAAAAUUACAACAAACACAUAAUUUUGACAAAAGGUAUAAAUUUGCCGUGAAAUCAGUGGAUCCGAUAACAGCACCUUGUAUAGAUUCGCCUUGGACACCAUCUUUUAUAAAUUCGCCUUGUACGUUCUUUGGUAUGUGUGAAUUAUAUAGUUUGCUCGAGCAUGGAAUUUCCAAUCUUUAUUGUUAGCGAAUAGACCUGCAAUUAGUUGAAGGUAAUGCAGACCAAACAAAAUUUUUUCUACAUUUAAAGCAGGGCGAAUUCAUACAAGGUAUUGCCAGAGCAGCUCGAUUUUCGCCGCGCUGGUUCUAAAUGUCAAAAUUAUGUUUUUUUUUUGUUUUUCUUUUUGUACAAAACAAGCACGUGUGAGCGAUCAGUGUUUGAUUACGUUCGCUAAAAUCAAUUUACAAAUUGAAACGAAAAUGAGUAAAAAUCUGUUUGAUGGGUCAGAUGAUAACGAAGGCGAGGAGCUGCAGAUCAGCACCAACAAGGAGUAUGCAAAAUCCUACAACAGUUUUCGAAAGAAAGAAUUGCUAAAGAAAUUCAAAGAUCGAGGGUAUGAUGUGGAUGAAUCCGAGUCCACAAGUGAUAGCGAAAGCUCCUCUGACGAAGAUGAAGAGUUCGAUCCAAAAUUUGAUCAAGAAUUCUUGAAAACCUUAGCAUCGCUGAAGAGCAAAGACCCAGCGAUUUACGAUAAAAGCACAACAUUUUUUCAAGCUUUAAAUGAAGACACUGAAAGUGGUGACGGCGAAGGUAAACAAAAUGUCCAAAAAGACAAACAUAGUAAACCUAUAACUUUAAAGGACUAUGAGCGGCAAAUUAUAUUAGACAAAGGCGGAAAGUUUGAAGACGAUUCUGAUGCAGAAGUUUCAGCACGGCCGGUGUCUCCCACUUUUGUAGAAGAAGAGCGGACGUUGAAAGAAGAAUUUAAAAAAGUUAUGAAUGCAAAUGAUUCAGAUGAAGGUGAAGGAGAAGAUGCUUUUGGUGGUAUAUUCAAAAAGAGAAACAAAACUAAAGAGGAACAACAUAAAGAGGAUGCAGAUUAUUUCGAAUGGCUAGCGGGUAAAAAAGAGGACUUUGAAGAUCCUAUUAAAGAAAAGCUGAAGCCUUUGAAAUCCUAUUGGAGCAGUGAAAAAUUGCCGCAAAGUGAGCGUUUUCUGCGAGAUUUUAUUUUAAAUAAAGGCUAUACAAAUGCAAAAUCUUCCGAUAUUCCCACUUAUGAUGAAAUCGUUGGUGAUAAUCAACCUUUAUCAGAAGAUGAAAAAGAACUCGAAAAACAGGCAGAAUUUGAACAGAAAUACAAUUUUCGAUUCGAAGAACCAGAUGCUGAAUUCCUAAAACGCUAUCCGAGAACCAUCGAACAGUCGGUUCGCCAAUCAGAUGAUCGUAGAAAACAAAAACGCCAGGAAAUCAAAGAGCGUAAAAAGCAUGAGAAGGAACAGAAAAUGAAAGAACUAGAAAUGGUUAAAGAAAUGAAACGCAAAGAGAUUGAAGAAAAAAUACUUAAACUUAAAAUGGUUACGGGUAAUGAAGAACUUGGAUUUAAAGAUGAAGAACUCGAAGAAGAUUUCGAUCCUGAAGCACACGAUAAACGUAUGCAAGAGAUAUUCAAUGAAGAAUUUUAUCAAGUAGAUGAAGGUGAAGAAAAACCGGAAUGCCCCUCGGAUAUUGAAGAAUUAAAAGUGGAAGAUUGGGAUAAUUACGAUCCAAAUGCAGAUGACAAUGAUGACUAUUAUAAUGAUCUACAUUGCGAAGAUGAAGACUUUAACAUGGACUGUGAUUACGAUCCUGAGGAAACUAAAGAACAGAUGCAAAAAGAGCUUAUCGAGAAUACGAAGAAACGAAAAGGCCGUAAAGGGCGGAAGAGUCAAUUCAUGGAAAUGAUAAAGACUGAAAAGCCAGCAUUUAAUCCAGAGGAGGAAAAAACCUACGAAGAUUAUAUUGAUGAGUAUUACAAGUUGGAUUGUGAAGACAUGAUUGGCGAUAUUCCUUGCCGUUUUAAGUAUGUGGAAACGACACCAAACGAUUUUGGUCUUACUAUAGAAGAGAUUCUCUUAGCCAAAAACAAGGAGCUAAAUCAGUGGGCAAGCUUAAAGAAAGCUAUUCAGAAUAGACCAGAACACAUAGAAAAAAAAGAUCAAAGGUUGUACAAACUGAAAGCAAAAAAUGAAGCACUAAAACGUAAAAUAUUCAAAAGUUUAUAUGGCGAAGGCUCCGAUGAAGACGAUGGAGAGGAGGAUAAACAAAAUAUCCAGGAUAAAUCUAACCAGUCUGAGCCAGUUACCCCCCGCGCAGUAAAUCAAGUGGAGAACGAUGCAAACAAUCAAAGGGCGAGAAGAAAGAAGAAACGGAAGUCAAAAGUGGCAGACAAACCAUAUGAUAUCGAUGCUGAUGCUGAAACUAACGACAAAAAAGUGAAAUUAUCAGAGGAUUCAAACUCGAAAGUGCCCGCUUCAACUGCUGCUCGUCUAGAGACAGAAACAAAGAGUAAAAAUAAGCGAAAAAAACGCAAAGCUAAACCCAAUAACGCGGAAGAAGUUACUACAAAAACUCCAGGAACUAAUACAGCAGGUCAACAAUUAAAAAAUAACCAAAAGAGAAAGGUAGAUCAAAACAAGCCGAAUCCUUUUAAAACAAACGACCUUACCAUAGCUGAUGUGCAGCCUUCAACAAGUACAACUAGUCUGAAGGUGAACACACAAAGUAAUCCGAAGGAUAGAAAAACAAAACAACAUAAGUCAAAUCCGUUUAAGCAUAAUCAAAAUAAAAAAGGCUCUCUAAAUGCGAUUUCGGAGAAAAAUAAAUUUGCGGGAAACAAGGUACAGAAAGCGAAAUUCAAACCGAACUUGAAAAAAUUCCACAAAAGCAAAUCUACAAAUAGCGACGUCAACAUUAGCGACGAUCGUUUGAAAGCGUAUGGCAUAAAUCCGAAAAAGUUUCAUAAAAAGCAGAAAUAUGGAAAGCCUCAAAAUUAGUUAUUUUUUAAAUAUGUAAAUAUUAUUUAUAAUUAACAGUAGCAAAAUAAUAUUCGGUUUGCUGGUACAAAUAUUGACGGUUGCAACACAAGUAUGUACAAUUCAAUUUAAACGAAUGCAACGUUAAAUUUAUAAGCCAUAUACGGUGAACUUGUAUGUACGCAUCAAAUUUUAAUAAGUAUUUUGUAAUUACAAUGAGAAAGCUAAAAUAAAAAGAGAUACUAAUUUUUAAACACGA
Rhagoletis zephyria (snowberry fruit fly) is the source of this 3402-nucleotide messenger RNA. Its product is annotated as protein KRI1 homolog. Lineage: Eukaryota; Metazoa; Arthropoda; Insecta; Diptera; Tephritidae. Gene Ontology annotation, cellular component: nucleolus; 90S preribosome. Gene Ontology annotation, biological process: endonucleolytic cleavage in ITS1 to separate SSU-rRNA from 5.8S rRNA and LSU-rRNA from tricistronic rRNA transcript (SSU-rRNA, 5.8S rRNA, LSU-rRNA). The record is from RefSeq and is a predicted model, not a curated record.